AUGCUCUACCAAGUCGUGAGCAAUGUGGCGGACAAGGUGGAGCUCUUCGUUGAGGGGGAGAUGACGGUUGCGGAGGUGCGUGUGCUGGUUGGGGCGAUGAUCGGCGCUGACGAGCGGAACAUCCGCCUCACCUUCCAGGGGCACGUGCUCGAGGACGACGCAGCGCCGUGGGACGCCGUUCUGCGAACGUACCCACUCGUGGACGGCGUCCCACGCAAACUCUUCGCGUACGUGUCGGGGAGGCAGCGGGCGGAGGCGCCGAGCGGCGAGGCCCUUCGGGCGGCGCUGCUGACGACGUCGAACACGGCCGAGGAGGAGCGCGCGGCGCGAGAGAACGCGCGUAUGAUGGAGCCGGUGAUUGACAUGAUGGUGCGCAACCCCGGUUUUCUCGACAUGCUGAUCUCCACGCAGCCGGAGCUGAAGGAGGUGAUCAAGGGGCAACCUGACGUGGAGCGGCUGCUGCGCGACCCCGACACGAUGAAGACGCUCAUGAUGUCGCGGUUUGACCCCGACCGCAUGCGAUCUCUGAGCCGCGACAUGCAGCUGCAGUUCGCUCAUAUUAGUGCGACACCCGGCGGUGAGCAGCGGCUCCAACACUACACCGAGGGUGCUUCGCAGAGCAUCGUUCAGGCGCUUGAGUCGGCACAGCAGGAGUCCGAUGGCGGUGUUGAUGAGGCGCUGGCGCGGCCGGAUCCAAACAAGAAGGCGAACGACGAAGCGCUGCCGAACCCGUGGGCGAACCAGUCGUCGUCGUCGUCGCAGGCCCCGGCUGAAAUGAACACCAAUGCCAUGCGCGCCAUUCUGGCCUCUUCUGGUGGCGGCGGUAGCCGUAUGCCAUUCCUUGGACCACCAGGACACGCACCUCCAGCGGCAGCGAGGAACCUCUUUUCUGCCGUAACCGACAUGUUCCCGCAGGGAAUUCCUCCUGUUUCGGGGAGCGGGGUGCAUCUACCUGGAUUGGCACAAGCGAGAGAGGCGGUGCCGAAUGAUGCUGUACGGUGGGCAGCACAACUUUCGAUGCUUAAAGAUAUGGGGUUUGAGGACGAGGCGCUUUGUAUAGAGGCGCUACGUGCGACAAAUGGCGACGUUGACAAAGCAGUGGGUUUUAUCGUCGACAGGAACAGUUGA
Messenger RNA from Trypanosoma grayi, 1128 nucleotides. Its product is annotated as ubiquilin. The record is from RefSeq and is a predicted model, not a curated record. The transcript has a single exon. Gene Ontology annotation, molecular function: polyubiquitin modification-dependent protein binding. The coding region runs from base 1 to 1128 and encodes 375 amino acids. Gene Ontology annotation, cellular component: cytosol. Gene Ontology annotation, biological process: ubiquitin-dependent protein catabolic process. Lineage: Eukaryota; Euglenozoa; Kinetoplastea; Trypanosomatida; Trypanosomatidae.